AUGUCAACCACUAGUACUUCUAUUGUAGGUGAUGAUCAUCGGUUGCACGAUACAAUAAUGCUUUCUACACAACAUAUUGUAGCCAGUAUCGAAAGAGUUGAAGCAAGCUGUGCUGGUAUACAAGCUUUGCUUUGUAAAGUUGUUGAAUCUCAAGCCCAGAAUCAACAACAACACGCACAUAAUCAACAGCAGCAAGCGCAGAAUCAAUUCCAAAUGAUGGAGAUGUUAAAGAUGCUAGCAAAUAAUACAAGUAUCAAUAAUGCUGGUAUUUGUAAUGAGGCUGCUUCAGGAAUUAAUGUCAUCCCUAAUGAACAAAUUCGUCCUGGUAUUCCUGUCGAAAAUGAACCACCGGAAAUCAAUGAGCAACAAGAAGAGGUUACUCAGGUGAACCCAGAAAAUAAUGAAUUUAAUUAUGAUGGAUAUCUCCCCAUAAUAGAAGCAAUAUGGGCACAAGACUGGAAAAAGGCAAAGGAAUAUCUACAUGAUCAUCAAACUAUCCUAAAAGAAAUUUUCCUGACAAGAGAUUCGAGGAAGGAGAUUCAUGCUAUUCUCUAUACUGCUCAAUGUAACCGCCAGUACACGUUUCUGGACAAGUUUUUGGAACUGGUGCCGCCAAAAGCACUUGAAUAUGUGGACCCAGCAGGAGCUACAAUAUUGCAUCUAGCUGCGAUGUCCGGUGGAAUAAAAGUAGUUAAGUCGCUGGUGGAGAAGAAUCCCAACUUGACACAAGUAUGGUCCAAUAAUGUAAUGCCAAGUGUGCCCCUUGCCUUCGCGUCCAGAAGUGAUAGAGAUGGACAAAAGGAGGUGAUAGAGUAUCUUUACUCUGUAACUAGAGAUGAGGACCCAAGUCCAUUCUCUGGUCUACAUGGUUUUCAUCUGCUAGGAAGUUUAAUAUCGUCCGAUAUGUACGGUAUGGCAUUAUCCGUAUGCCAACGGUUUCCAGGAUUGGUUAAGGAAAUAAUGGAUGGAGAUGAUGAAAUUGGUCUGCCGCAGCUUUUAAAUUGUAUUGUGGAGAGGCCGUUUGCAUUUUUAAGCGGGUCAAAAAUGAAGCGCUGGGAACGCUACAUCUAUACAGUAAUUGGAGUGGACAUGGGUAGUCCAUUCAACGGUGGCAUCGAACGUGAAAAACAAAAGGUUAGUUUGGAGAGCACCAUCAAAGAAGACGAAGAGAAUCCUCGUGGUGCCUCAAAAUACUCCUCCACUGGUAAUAAUAAUAGAUCCAUAACCAAGUGCAUCUCAUUCUACUCCAGGCUCUACAUUACAAAAGUGCCUCCUAUCAAGAAAUUAUACGAACAAAAGUUGAUGCACCAACAAGUCGUUGCCCUGACGAGGUAUUUAUUAGGACUACUUAGUAUGAAGGCAAUAGAUGUAAAAAGCGUUACAGACAUAUUUCUUGAAUCUAAGCUGUUGGAGACAGCUAUGAAGUUCGGCACCACAGAAUUCGUAAUGGAAUGUUUACUGAUAUUUCCUUUCCUGUAUUUCAAAACUGAUGAUGGAGAAUUGGGACACACAUUGAUAAAGUUGGUUGUCCGCGAGCGGAAUGAAAUGAUAUAUAAUUUCAUUCAUAUUCUAAAACAAAGAUGCUCGUUGGGUAUAUUUUCUGAUCUCGAUGAUAAGGAUAACAGUAUCCUUCAUUUCAGUGCUGAGUUACCUCACAAUAGAGGACUCCGUGAUAUAUCUGGUGCCGCAUUUCAAAUGCAACGAGAAAUACAAUGGUUCAAGAUGGUGGAAAAUACAAUGAUACAGAAAGAUAGGUUUGUAAUUAAGAAACGAAGAUGGUAAUACUGCUCACUUUCUGUUCACGGAAAA
Papaver somniferum (opium poppy) is the source of this 1809-nucleotide messenger RNA. RefSeq lists its product as uncharacterized. The transcript has 6 exons. NCBI's taxonomy places the organism in Eukaryota, Viridiplantae, Streptophyta, Magnoliopsida, Ranunculales, Papaveraceae. Gene Ontology annotation, molecular function: protein binding. The record is from RefSeq and is a predicted model, not a curated record. The coding region runs from base 1 to 1782 and encodes 593 amino acids.